AUGAAGUUGGUAUCUAAAAAUCAAAGACCUGAAACUAGAAUUUAUACAUUAGGUAUUUGGAAUUAUUUUAGUGAGUAUUUAGUCUAAAUAUUACCUGAAGUUGGAAAUGGAAAAUAUUAAUUAGUAGGAGAUAGUGAAGAUAUUAAUUCUAAAGUAAUAGAUUUAUUAGAAGAUUCCCUAACUUAUUAUUUAAAGGCUUUUCAUUAAUAAAUAAUAUUGACAAGGUUUCAUAGAUUAUUCCUGACCCAAAAUCUAUAACUUAAUUGAAGAAAAAUUAAGAAUUAACUUUACAAAUUUUAUUUCAAAAUAACACAAAAAGGAAAAUCUAGAAUUCAAGAUUGUUUUGACCUAUAAAUAAAUAAAUUUCAUAUGAAGUUAAAAUAAAUCUUAAAAGUUCUAAUGAGAAAGAAUAUUUCCAUAAACUAGCUAUAAAGUAUUAUGAACAAUCUAUUUUCUUAGCUAAACAAAUGGAUACGGUGAUGAUCAAUCAAAAAACCCUAAAGGAUUUGGAUAUAAUAGAAUAAUCAUUAUAGAUUGAAAUUCCGUGUUCUAAAAGAGCAUUUAUCUGUGAAGUCUGUUAAAAUGACAAAAUUGUUUAUAGCUUAUCAAAAAAAGCUAAUAAUGAGUAAAAGACAAGAGGAAAUUGUUAACAUUCCUGUUAGUAGCUCACAAUAUAGCAGAUUUUUUAAAUUUAUAGCGUCAAGUAUAAAUAGAUUUUAGUCAGAAUAGAUUGAAAUCAAGCCUGUUCAUCAAAUCCGAUUACGAUUUAAAAAAGUUCAACAGUACGAACUAUUUUUUUCUUAAAUAAUAAUAUAUCUUAAAUCAUAUUUUAUCUUAACUCAAAUAGUCUUUCGUUUAUAUACAACAAUAAUAAUGGAGAAUAAGAAAAAAAUUGCUUGAAAUUUCAACAAAUGAUUAAAUAAUUUAUAAUAGUGUUGAAAAAUUAAUUUUAAAUUAAUUAGAUUCAAAACUACAUUAUAAUGUAUUACAGUGAAAUAUAAUAGAAUAUACUUAAGUAUGAUCCCAACUCAAAUAAAAAUUUAAACUUUUUUGUUUCUUUUACAACAGCGAUCCUUCAUUUUAUUUGUUCUAUGAUUAAAAUGUUGUCAAUUACUAGAGUUAAUAAAAUUAAUGAAGAAAUUGAGUUAACAGAAGUUUCAAAAGCUAAAUUUCCCUAAUAACUAUAUUAAAAUAUUUAAAGAAUUAUAAGAUUUAUUAGAAAUCUUAAAAAAGUUUUAAAUUUUCAUUUAUGA
Paramecium pentaurelia is the source of this 1253-nucleotide messenger RNA. Lineage: Eukaryota; Ciliophora; Oligohymenophorea; Peniculida; Parameciidae. The record is from the annotation of a GenBank genome assembly.